CUCAUUUGGUUAUGGUGCUCGCUAUUCAAUUGUCUGACCAAUUGAACAUUUGAACAGAAAUCCAAGCUUGCCGUUGUCACUCGAUGUUUCCACCAGUUACCCGGACGAAGAUCCGGCUCCACUAAUCGCGAAAUAACUUAUCGCGCAAAGUCCAUCUCCGAAUCCUAUGCCAAAUCUUUUCGCUCAAUUGGGGACCAUGCUUCGCUGUUGACCUCAUCUGCUCGAUUUAUCAAACGAUUGCACCCUCUCUAUUUGAUUGAUUCAUCCCCGUUUUGGGUUGUUUUACAAGAUGAUAUUGUGCGCUUCCUCUUCCCCAUUGCGUCGCGCACUAUUACAAAAUGCUCCAACAUCAGGGAAGACCGUUCACCAUAAUAGAGUCAGGCAGUCAAUAUUACAACCUAAUUCUCGAUCUCAAUAUAUGACACUCUGCCGUAAUUCCACUAAAACUCUAUUCAAGCCUUGUUCGACCUAUUCCAAAAAUACACCAUCUACGAGAAAUUUUUCGCAAAAACCGAUUUCGUCGCUUCCAAUAGCAAACACCCCAACGGAGGUGGAGCAAAAGUCGACGGCACAAUACUCCCCUCCACAGACCGGAUUGAUUGCGCGUCUACCUCGGCGAUGGGUCCCGUACGCUGAGCUUAUACGCCUCGAUAAGCCCACGGGCACAUACUACCUCUUUUUUCCAUGCGCAUUUUCGACGCUUCUUGCGGCACCAAUCUCAUCGACAGCAACCCCCUUGCAUGUCUUAGGGACUGCCGGUUUAUUCCUUACUGGAGCCCUGGUGAUGCGAGGUGCCGGCUGUGCAAUCAAUGACCUUUGGGACAGAAAUUUGGACCCCCAUGUCGAGCGCACCAAAUUUCGUCCGAUUGCUAGAGGAGCAAUUUCUCCGGAAAAUGCUAUCGUCUUUACCGGCUUUCAACUACUAGCUGGACUUGGAGUUCUCCUCAGCUUUCCAACCCAAUGUUUGUGGUACGGCAUCCCUAGCCUGCUGCUCGUGGCAACAUAUCCUCUUGCCAAGCGCGUCACCUAUUAUCCGCAGGCUGUCCUAGGCCUUACGUUCUCAUGGGGUGCGAUUAUGGGGUUUCCGGCACUAGGGGUCGAUCUUCUUUCGAACCGUGACGCAUUGGAAGCUGCGGCGGCACUCUAUUCGAGCUGUAUUGCCUGGACCGUUCUAUAUGAUAUGAUCUACGCACAUAUGGAUAUCAAGGAUGACGUGGCCGCGGGAAUCAAAUCCAUUGCUCUUCGUCACGAAAACAACACGAAGGGCGUUCUUUCUGCUCUAGCCGUUGCCCAAGUCACACUGCUCGGCGCCGCGGGGGCAGCGGUCGGAGCCGGCCCUGUUUUCUUCGUUGGCAGUUGCGGAAGUGCCAUUCUUACGCUUGGCACCAUGAUCUGGAGGGUUCGUCUCAAGAGCGUUGAGAAUUGCUGGUGGUGGUUCAAAAAUGGCUGCUUGCUGACAGGUGGCGGUAUCACCGCGGGACUUCUUCUUGAAUACAUAGCUCAAAUCACUGGGUUCUAUGUAUCAAACGAAGAGCGGAAUCCUCCGGCACAAGAAGCUUCUGAAUGUUGACUUCACAGAU
Molecule: messenger RNA, 1580 nt
Organism: Aspergillus candidus
Lineage: Eukaryota; Fungi; Ascomycota; Eurotiomycetes; Eurotiales; Aspergillaceae
Product: putative para-hydroxybenzoate-polyprenyltransferase Coq2
Exons: 1
Coding region: 290-1570 (426 amino acids)
Biological process (GO): ubiquinone biosynthetic process
Cellular component (GO): mitochondrial inner membrane
Molecular function (GO): 4-hydroxybenzoate polyprenyltransferase activity
Source: RefSeq, a predicted model, not a curated record